Messenger RNA from Caenorhabditis bovis, 657 nucleotides. Lineage: Eukaryota; Metazoa; Nematoda; Chromadorea; Rhabditida; Rhabditidae. The record is from the annotation of a GenBank genome assembly.
AUGCCAAAAAAGGAAAAAUCGGCUUUUUGCACUUUUGGGCUCCUAGCACAUCGUAGAGUUAACGGAUCGAAAUAGUGUUUGAAGUUUGAUGAGGACGGGAUUGUUGCAACAAUCAAUGCUCACAAUAAGCUGAGGUCAAAGCUCGCAAUGGGAAAAUUGGUAUUGAAAGGUUCGCCAGUGCCAUCCGCGAAAAAUAUGAUCAAAAUCAAGUGGAGUAAUGUCCUGGGUGAGAAAUCGCAAAAAUACGCCGAUAGUUGUCCUACAAAUCAUUCGCGCCAUGCCAAAUUUGGAGAAAACAUGUACUGGCACACUACUAACAAAUUGGCCAGCACACAGAGCUACGGGAGAAUCGCUGCCGAAAGCUGGUGGCAUGAGUUCGAAGUCUAUGGAUUGUCAUCGAUCACAUAUAGCGGAAAAAAACAGAAAACCACGUUGGGUCAUGCAAUUCAAAUGGCUUGGCAUGGAACACAAUUCGUCGGAUGCGGUUUGAAUAUUUGUGACGAGAAUCAAUUCAACAAAACAAUGCUUGUUGUGUGCCGCUAUUAUCCAAUGGGGAAUAUCGAAUCCGAAACAAUAUUCGAAGAAGGAGAAACUUGCAGCAAUUGUCCGAAAACUCAUCCAGAUUGUGAAAAUGGACUUUGCCAAAAAUCUCAAUAA